GUCAGUGCAGCGGGGUACCGGGCUCUGCCUGAUUUACGGCUCUGCUGAAAACCGCUUCCUCCGAGCCGCAGCCUCAGCCCCGGCCGCCGCCGCAGCAACAAGUCUGGAUUUUUAGAGUAAUGCAACAGAAGGCUUUUGAGGAAAAUAGAUACCCCUGGCAAGAGUCAUUUGAAAAUGUUGCUGUGUGCCUACCAUUCCGCUGCCCACGGUGUGGAGACCAUACCCGCUUUAGAAGCUUGUCUUCCUUGAGGGCCCAUCUGGAGUUCAACCACAGUUAUGAAGAGAGGAGCCUCAUGACAAAAUGCAGCCUCUUUUCUCCCCUCAAAGACCCAGACCUGAUCACUUCAUCAGAGCCCCUGAAAUUGGGGAGCGGUGGCCAAGCGGUCAAGCAGAAAUCAAGCUAUGUGAACUUGUGUAACCUGUCCCGGGAAAACCUGAAGGAUAGGAAGUCCCUCCAGGUGGUGGCGGAGAGACCCGUGUCUUUCCUCCCCAUCUACACUUCUAUAGACUCCUUGGGUGGCCCAAGGUCCAGCCCUGGGCUGCCCACUGCGGAUGCCAAAGCUUCCUUUGAGGCCCACGUGAGGGAAAAGUUCAAUCGGAUGGUCGAGGCAGUGGACAAGACCAUCGAGAAGAGGAUUGACAAGCUGACCAAAGAGCUCGCACAAAAGACCGCAGAACUGUUGGAAGUCAGGGCAGCUUUUGUGCAGCUGACUCAGAAAAAACAGGAAGUUCAGAGGCGAGAGAGGGCCUUGAAUCAGCAGGUGGAUGUGGCGGUGGAGAUGAUUGCUGUGCUGCGGCAACGGCUUACUGAGUCUGAAGAGGAGCUUCUCCGGAAAGAAGAAGAAGUUGUCACAUUCAACCAUUUCCUUGAAGCGGCUGCGGAGAAGGAAGUCCAGGGAAAAGCCAGACUACAGAAUUUCAUUGAGAACCUCUUACAACGGGUCGAUUUAGCUGAGAAGCAGUUAGAGUAUUAUCAAAGCCAGCAGGUCUCAGGCCAUGGCAAGGGGGCCAGCGAGCACUUGUUUACAGACAUCGCCUCAAAUAGGAAACCCAAAUGCCUGUGCCGAGGGGGCCCACACCUUGCAUGCUACAACCCCGACCUCAAGGCCCACUUCCACCCAAAGGGAAGGAAUUCCCUGAAGAAAGCCAAGGAUGAACGAGGGAGCGCGCAAUCAGCUAGGUUUGCCCAUGACCUUGCUGACUCCUCGAGAGAAUUCUGGAGACCUCUGAAGAAAGGAGAGCCUCUGGGCCCAGCCAGGAAAGUCAACGUCAAGGCAAAAAUGGUCAAAAAGAAGCCACUAGCCAUCGUGAACAUCAUCUGAAGAGGGCAGAGGUCUCUGAGCUGCUAGUCCUGAGCUUUGGGGAAGGGAAAGGAACUUGAUCAAGGAACCACUUGGCCAGUCCCAUAGUACAUUGUGAUGAUUAAUGCAUUAAUUUUGUGUGAACAGGAAAACCUCAGUUAACUAGCCCUCAAUUAACUAGAGCAUUAAGUUAACCGCCUCUGAGGACCAGGUCACUUCAGAGACAAAUCACUAAAAUAAACAAACUCAUAUUAAUGCCCCAACCCCUACUCUCUAUUUAUGCUUGAUGACUCUUAACAAUUCUGCCUAAUUCUUUCCUUCUUCUAAGUAUACAGUGAUAAUCUGUAGUGGCCUUAGCCAUCAGAGGACUAUUCAGCAAUACUCCCUGACUUACUAAGAUAAAAGUGAGUUUUAUAAAGUUUUUUUUUCCCUAACAACAAAGAUUGGGACAAAAAAAGGGAUACUACCUUGUGACUUCACACAGGUCACUUAACUUCCCUGGGCCUCAGUUUCUCCAUCUGUAAAAAUAAGAGGGUUGGACUAAAUGGCCUUUGAGUCUCCUUCCAACUCUUGAUCUAUUAUCUUACAGUCUUAUAAUUUCUACUUGACUCACAGUUUAAAAAUAAAUUUGAAUAAAUCAAUUUACCAGAACCCCUAUUUACCUGAGCCUUCUGGUUCAUUGAGGUUUUGCUGUUGUUGAGUUUCUUCAAGUGAAAAUGUGGUUAUAGGGUUAUAUUUUUUAUUCUGCUAGAAGGCAGCAUGAUUUGUUGAUACAAGCAAGGGAUUUGGGGUCUAGAACCUGGGUUCACAUCUCAUCCUUGCUUCUUAUGAGAUGUGUGACUUUGGACAAGUCAUUUCUCCCUGGGGUUUGGGCUUAGAUCCCUUCCAGCUCCUAUGAUCCUAUAUAGAGCCUACUUUGGGUUCAUCUCUGUCCUUCACUACGGCUGUACAUUCUGCUCCCAGACAGCCUCUUGCUGCCGGCAUGUUCCUACUAGCAUCCUUAGUCACCUGUAGUUGUAUUGUCUAUUGAAUCAACACUUGGAAUCCUCGGCCCCUGGGUCUGCCUGACUGCACUGACCAGUGGCAUCCUUAGUAUUGCCGUAUCCUGGGUCUGCAGAUGCUAGAAAUAUCAGCACGGCUUUCCCCCUGUGGCACAUACUCCGCUGACAGUGCUUGCUCCUCAGUCGUAGUAAAUGGAUGUGAAUUUCUCUGAUAUCCUUUCUUCCCAGGCUGCCUUGUUCUUCAUUCCUUAGAGCUUCUCCCCACUCUUAUGAUUAGUAUGCCCACUAAUCUUGCCUUGAACCUAAUAUUUGAUAUGCUUAAUAUAUUAGCCUGUCUGUUGAAGUAAUGAGGUUAAAUGAAGUUAAAUGAGGGUAGGCCAGCCCCUUCCAGUCCACUAGGGGGCCCCUUGGAGAGUAACUUUUUAUUUCUCCUAGGGUGUGUCCAUUUGGAAGCUUCCUCGGGAUCAUCCCUUGCUUCCAGAAAGGUUUUUACAUCAUGGUUUUUCAUAAGAGUAUCAGACCUCACAAAGAUCUCACAAGUGCUGAUGUCCUUCUGGAGUUAUGAUCAAGGUCAAUCUUGUCCACAAGACAACGGUCCAUGUAUAUAUGACUCAAGUCCAUGAAUAAUUUAUUUUUAAAUACUCAUGGGGAGGGGGGGAUGAAGGGGAAGAUAUGUGUCUUUGUGUGUAUGUGUGUGUGUGUGUGGGGGGGAUUUUUAAGUGACCUAUAUAAUUACAAUGAUUAACUAAAUGAACAUUAGUUGGAGUCUUUUGCUCUGGUGAUUACUGCCAUAAGCACCAGACUAGUCAUGAGUUGAGAAUGGGCAAUGAGGAUUUAAUGAGUGGGAAAAGCAGUCCAAUGAGAGGUGUAACUAGUUCGUGCACAUUACACAUUGCAGUAUUCAAACCUGUCAUAGUGAAAAGUUGCCAUCCCUUGACCUCUGAAGUUAUGGAAGUGGGGUGUUCAUGUUGUGUCUGUGAAGGAGUCCCGUGGAUAAAGUGCCCAUGAGUGUCACUGUUUAGGUUGAAAGUCAUGUUGUAAAAAAAAAAAAAGGUAAAGUAACAUAGAUAUUUAUUUGGGGCCCUGUUGUGCCCCAGACACUAUUUAUUCUUACUGUUCAUAACCUAAUUGCACUUUAGAAUUUCUGUACUGAUCCAAUGAGUUCUCUCAAGUAUAUUGCAUGCCCUCCUUUCUGUCAGGUAAUGUGUGUAUGACGUGAUGAAAGCAUAACGAAUGCUUUGCUGCAGGUUGAGCGGCCAGAAACACUUAUCUCUGUGUCCCUUUGAGUUAUGGCAACCAACAUCUUCAGUUUUCUUUCAACAUGCCUGGAGGACGUAACAACCCUCAUUCCAGGUGAUAAACAGUGAUCUCCCAAAGUACCACAAUGUCAUAUCAGUAUCAUACAUGUGUAGAGAGAAGUGAGCAACUCUGUGCAUGCCAGAUCAAUAAACAAGCAGUGCUUUUGUGGCUGGCAGUAAUGCUUAUUAAAGGCAGGGAUGUGGGCCUUACCUAUCCUUUUUGUUCCUGUCUCUAGGUUUAUUUGCAUCACAGUCAGGGAGCAUUAUUGGAGUAGAGGAAGGGAUUAUUGUCCCAGCCCCAAUACAUAUCCUGUGGGGCUUUGUAGACUAGGAUCCCAAAAAUGGGUUUGGAGGGAUUUAUGCCAACAACCAGGGCCUUAAGGGGAGUUAAAGGAAUUUUUCAAACCUAAGUCGGGUCUUAAGGUGGGACCAGGGAACUGGAAUUAGUACCAGAAGAAAUGCAGUCAAAAGAAUAGAUUUAAUUUUAGCUUAUGGGCUUCUGCUUAUCGUCUGGAUAGGUGGCAUACUCAUCACCCUAUGCUAAGCAUUAAAGGAUCUUUAGGUUAUUCUUGCCAUGAAAAAGUGUACUAUCCCCUAAAUCCUAGAUGGGCAGUCAGCAAAAACCAAUAGAUGGCUACAAGCUAAGAUUAAGUCUGUGCUUUUGAUUGUUUCUCUCUUGGUACUGACUCAAAGGCCUUGGGCCCAGCCAACUGUCUGACAUGGAAUUAGAAACUUAGAAAAUUCCCUUAACCCUUGAUUGUGAGUCUUUGUGCUUAAAACCCAUUUCAUGAACUCUACCCAACACUUCGGCUCUCAUAAUUACUACUAAUCGGUAGGUAAAUAAAAUUAAGAGCAAGGACAGAGGGACCAAGUGAAGUCGACAGGAAUCCAUGUUGGCCUUUGCUCUACAUUCCUGCCUGGCAUUAUUAUAUGGAUGAGUCAGCGACAAAUCAAAAGGUUAACUCAUUCUGGUCAGCCUGAAAGUGCUCAUCUCUCUACACUUACUAGACAGGGGAAACAAAACUGAACUUUGUAUAUUACAUACGUAUAAUUGAUGUGUCUUCUAUACAUUCAUUAUAAAAAAGAAUAACAAAUUACAGCUAAAUUCAAAGCCCACUAAAAGGACAGAUGUCAGGUAUGUGGGGUGCCAUGUAUCUAUUCUUGCUUUAUUUAGCCAAGGAAGAAAACCUGACAUGUGAAACCUGGCUUGCUCCUGUGGGGUCACUCUAUGGGCUGUGCCCUGAGUAACCAGCCCCAGUUUGUACAUAUUAAGGGAGACAUUCGCGGCUAAAGUCGGUACUUUUUAUAGUUGGCACCAAAGGUACAUGGUGGAAAACGUUCGGUAUUGAACAAAUCAACCUAUUUUUUAUUAUUUGUUCAGACUUGAACUUUUUUUUUUCUUUUUAAACUGGAUUACAAAGUCUUAAUGCUUAACAAAAGUCUUAAUUAAGUUCAGGUUACUUAAAGAUACUGUUUUGCAACCUACUGCAGGGCCAGUCCGUUGUAGAGAAGUUGGAAUAUACUGUUACCAGAGUUUUAAAAGAAAAUGUUUUUAGACUAUGAGAAAUUCUAAUAAUAAAGCUAUAUUUCUGAGUAA
Trichosurus vulpecula (common brushtail) is the source of this 5197-nucleotide messenger RNA. It is a transcript of the gene ZNF365, whose product is annotated as zinc finger protein 365. Bases 120 to 1322 code for a protein of 400 amino acids. Gene Ontology annotation, biological process: telomere maintenance; regulation of neuron projection development; regulation of DNA strand resection involved in replication fork processing. The transcript has 5 exons. Gene Ontology annotation, cellular component: centriolar satellite. The record is from RefSeq and is a predicted model, not a curated record. NCBI's taxonomy places the organism in Eukaryota, Metazoa, Chordata, Mammalia, Diprotodontia, Phalangeridae.